Messenger RNA from Pecten maximus, 2131 nucleotides. Its product is annotated as sodium-dependent phosphate transport protein 2B-like. Gene Ontology annotation, molecular function: sodium:phosphate symporter activity. The transcript has 7 exons. Lineage: Eukaryota; Metazoa; Mollusca; Bivalvia; Pectinida; Pectinidae. The record is from RefSeq and is a predicted model, not a curated record. Gene Ontology annotation, biological process: sodium-dependent phosphate transport. The coding region runs from base 107 to 1843 and encodes 578 amino acids. Gene Ontology annotation, cellular component: apical plasma membrane; brush border; vesicle.
UGUGUGGGGGACUACUUUAUUCCCGACGACUAGAGACGGCCACCACGAGGCGGGCGUUCACCCAUCACAGCCACCGACCUCCCUGACAUUCCCUGCGAUUAAAGUUAUGAUGAAAUCGGUUGCCUCGAUGUCCGUAUUGGUGGAAUCACCCUAUGAUACUAGUUCGACUUCUGAGGCGGAGUCUACCCCAAAUGAUGUCGACCUCUAUGCCCUCGCCGAUAUACCGGACGAUGACAAGAAAUGGAAAGACCUGUCAUACCAAGAACGGUUAAAAUGGGUCAUAGCAGCAAUCCUGAAGCCAGUUGUUUUAGUCGGACUUCUGUACCUGUUUAUCUGUUCACUGGAUGUUCUUAGUGCAGCAUUCAAAUUGCUGGGAGGGAAGGCUGCAGGCGAAGCUCUGUCCAAUAAUGAGGUCCUUCAGAACCCUGUGGCGGGCCUCAUGAUUGGAAUACUUGUGACCGUGCUCGUGCAGAGUUCUUCCACAUCAACCUCCAUCGUGGUCUCUAUGGUAUCCGCUGAAAUUCUGACAGUAAAGCCUGCCAUACCAAUCAUAAUGGGUACUAACAUUGGUACAACUGUGACCAACACAAUAGUUGCCCUGGGACAGACAGCGGACAGGAGCCAAUUUCGGAGGGCAUUUGCUGCAGCUACCCUGCACGACAUGUUCAACUGGUUGUGUGUCAUCAUUUUACUUCCAGUUGAGGUCAUAUCCGGUUAUUUGUUUGAAGUAUCCAAUGCCAUUAUACAGACAUUACCAAACACCGAGAAUAAUGGCACAAAGGAAAAUCCAGAGUUCCUGAAAGUUCUCACCAAGCCGCUUACUAGCAGAAUUGUAUCCCUUGACAACACUGCUAUAAAUAACAUUGCCAAAGGAGACGGUCCGACCAAUAUCAGUAUUAUAAAGGAAGGUGAUCACCUGUUUUCGGAGACGACUUGGAGUGACCCGGCUGUGGGAGCCCUUCUCCUAGUAGCAUCCUUACUUACCUUAUGUGCGUGCCUUGUUCUGAUCGUAAAGUUGCUUCAUUCCAUUUUGAAAGGAAAGAUUGCGCGUCUCACUCGUAAACUGUUCAACGGUAAAUUCGACGGCUGUGUUGGCUUUCUGUCCGGACUGGUAGCUAUUGUUGUAGGGGCCGGCCUAACCAUCCUUGUCCAGAGCAGUUCUAUCUUCACGUCGGCAAUCACACCACUGGUCGGCGUCGGUGUUAUCCACAUCGAGCGAAUGUACCCGCUGACCCUUGGGGCAAACAUUGGCACGACAGGCACGAGUAUACUGGCAGCUUUGGCAUCAUCGGGCAAUUUUUACGAAUCGUUUAAACUUUCACUAUGUCAUCUAUUCUUUAAUCUUACGGGAGUUUUCCUGUUCUACAUUAUCUAUCCGCUCCGAAAAUUGCCUAUAAAUGCUGCCAAAUACAUGGGAAACGUCACGGCCGAGUACCGAUGGUUUGCCAUUGCAUACUUAAUUCUUCUAUAUUUUCUGUUUCCCGCUAUCAUCUUUGCCCUCUCGCUUGCUGGAGUGGAAGUUUUAAUGGGAAUCGGCAUCCCGUUUCUUGUUAUGGUUGUGAUAAUAAUGGUGAUUAAUGUUCUUCAGAAUAAACGCCCGAAAGUCUUGCCUACAACACUGCGAUCAUGGGACUUCCUACCGGAGUGGCUACGCUCCCUCGCUCCGUAUGAUAGGGUCGUAGUUCGGGUUAAAAGAACUGUAUGUAAAUGUGGAAACAAUGACGGAAAUAAUAAUAAAGACUGCCUGUCAGAGAGACAUAGCAAAAACUUUUACGAUCUCAAUGUAAAUUCAUUUCAAAAUACGGCUUUCCGACCCGAUGACAAGGAAGGAACAAAAAUGUGAGACAAGAUGUUUUGAGGCACAGUCAAAGACGUAACGGAAAUGCAAAAUCCAUUGUAGUAAGAAAAUAUAAUUAUCCUCCGUCCAAGACAGUCAUUAUUAAAAGCAUCUAUAUUACGUUGGAGUAGCUCACAUAAACAUUUCCCUUCCCUUUAGAAGAAACCUAGACUGACCCUCUGUCUCUAGAAUUUUGAAAUUAUGAAUAAAAUUGAUCUUUAUGAUUUUUUUUUGCCUCUAGGAUAUGUCUGAUUUUGUUUCAAAGUAGGUAACUAGAUAAGAAUUUAGCUGAGU